CCUCAAGGUGGUCAUUUUAACCGCAAGUCUUUUGUUCACAGACUCACAGGCUUCAAGGCACUGGUGGUGGUGAGGAGGAGUCCUGGGAGGCAGCGCGCCUGCUGUGCGGGGUGUGUCUGAGGCUCCUUGAGCCCAACAGCCCGAGAUUGGCGUCCCCGUGCCUCCCGGACUCCUCUCUGCUCACAGCGUCCCCGCAGCCUGACCCCAGUUCACCCUCCAGCCUUGGGGACCCGGCCUCUCAGGUCCUGCCGCCCAGGUCCCAGCGCUCAGAAUGGAUGUGAACUUUGAGGACGUGGCUAUUGCCUUCUCUCAGGAGGAGUGGGGGCUCCUUGAUGAGGAUCAGAGACAUCUAUACUGCGAUGUGAUGCUGGAAGUUUUUGCACUUGUAUCAUCUGUAGGUUGUUGGCAUAAAACAGAAGAGGAGGAGGAAUGUUCUGAUGGGAGUGUUUCUGUACAAGUGGAGUCAAAAUUCAUGGCUUCUAAGACAGUGCCACCAACCCAGAAGACCCACCUCUGUAAGCAUUGUUUCUCAGUUUUAAAAGAUAUUCAACUGACUGAGUCACAAGCAGCAUACUUUGAGCAGAAAGCCUUCUUCAGUGACACAUGUGUGAGAAACUUCUGUUCCAAUGCAAACCAUCACCAGCAACAGAGGGAUACCAGUGGAGAGAAGCCCUGGAAAGAAGCUAUGAACGGGGCCUCCUUUGGGACCAGGUGCAGCUUCUACUUGUCAGGGGUGCUUUCAACCACUGGGGAGGCUGGGAAAGACUGGCCAGCCAGCUCAGGGUUGUUGCAGCCCCAGGCAUCUCUUAACACUGAGGAGCCUUACAGGGGCAAUGAGAUUUCACAGAAAUUUCACAAUGUAAAAAGUCAUCAUCAGUGGAACAAACAUGAAAGUGCUGCAAGCCACAGACAUAAAUUUGUUCAACAUCAGGGUGUCUGCUCUGGUGAAGUGAAAUAUGAGUGUAACAAAUGUGGGAAAGUUUUUAGAUGUAUCAUUAACCUCACUCAACAUCAGCGAGUUCACACUGGAAUUAUGUCCUAUGAGUGUACUGAUUGUGGGAAGCUCUUCCAUCAAAGAUCUUCCCUCACUAAACAUCAUAGAGUUCAUACUGGAGAACAAUCUUUUGAGUUUAGUGAAUGUGGGAAAUCGCUUAGGUGCAGUAAUUACCCCUGUAACCAGAAGAGAGUUCACACUGGAGAAAAAACAUAUCAAUGUAGUGAUUGUGGGAAAUCCUUCAGUCAAAACUCUAACCUCAUUCAACACCACAGAGUUCACACCGGAGAAAAGCCAUAUAAGUGCAGUGAUUGUGGGAAAUCCUUCAGUCAGAACUGUUCCCUCAUUAAACACCACAGAGUUCAUACUGGAGAAAAGCCAUAUGAGUGUAGUGAUUGUGGGAAGUCCUUCAGUCUGAUCUCUACCCUCAUUAAACACCACAGAGUUCACACUGGAGAAAAGCCAUAUGAGUGUAGUGAUUGUGGAAAGUCUUUCAGGCAAAUCUUUGCUCUCACUGAGCACCAGAGAAUUCAUAUUGGGGAAAAGCCAUAUCAAUGUAGUGAAUGUGGAAAGUCCUUCAGUCAUAGCUCUAACCUCCUAAAACACCACAGAGUUCACACUGGAGAAAAGCCAUAUGAGUGUAGUGAUUGUGGGAAGUCCUUUAGUCAGAGCUCUGCCCUCAUUAAACACCACAGAGUUCAUACAGGAGAAAAGCCAUAUGAGUGUAGUGAUUGUGGGAAGUCUUUCAUGCAGUUCUGUAGUCUCACUGAGCAUCAGAGAGUUCACACUGGAGAAAAGCCAUAUCAGUGUAGUGAUUGCGGGAAGUCAUUCAGUCAAAGCUCUAACCUCAUUCAACACCACAGAGUUCACACUGGAGAAAAACCCUUUGAGUGUAGUUUAUGUAAGAAAUAUUUUAGCCAGAAACAUAGCCUGAUUAGACAUCUGAGAGUUCACACUGGAGAAAAGGCUUAAAUAUCCAGAUCAUAUUUUAUCUUUCUCACUCAGAAUGGCAAUACUGAAAGAGAUACUUUGGGACCCAUUUACUGAAUAUAAGCUCCUUUUUUAGAAAGAUAUACAGGCAGUCCUCAGAUUACGUCAGACUCAAUGUACAUCAUUUCAUGGUUACGUCACCAUCUCCCAUUUACAGUAUUUAUAAAAAAAAAGUUCCGUUGUUUUGAUGUAUGUA
Messenger RNA from Myotis brandtii (Brandt's bat), 2180 nucleotides. Its product is annotated as zinc finger protein OZF. Gene Ontology annotation, molecular function: RNA polymerase II cis-regulatory region sequence-specific DNA binding; DNA-binding transcription activator activity, RNA polymerase II-specific. The transcript has 4 exons. Gene Ontology annotation, cellular component: nucleus. Gene Ontology annotation, biological process: regulation of transcription by RNA polymerase II. The record is from RefSeq and is a predicted model, not a curated record. Bases 272 to 1966 code for a protein of 564 amino acids. NCBI's taxonomy places the organism in Eukaryota, Metazoa, Chordata, Mammalia, Chiroptera, Vespertilionidae.